AUGGACGCCAGCGCCGCAAAGCAGCCCGUCAAGCUCGCCCGAGUCGUCAAAGUCCUUGGCCGGACUGGCUCGCGGGGUGGUGUCACCCAGGUUCGCGUCGAGAUGAUGGACGACAACACGCGGAGCAUCAUCCGUAACGUCAAGGGCCCCUGCAAGGAGGAUGACAUUCUUGCCCUCCUCGAGUCGGAGCGCGAGGCUCGCCGUCUCCGUUAAGGACUCAAACGGCGAUACCCGCACAUUACUUCUUCCGUCUCGCAUUUUCACUCUCACGAUCGGUCGUCAUCCAUCUUCCAUCACGUAUGGU
This is a messenger RNA of Acaromyces ingoldii, 304 nucleotides long. RefSeq names its product putative ribosomal protein S28B. Bases 1 to 213 code for a protein of 70 amino acids. The transcript is spliced from 4 exons. Gene Ontology annotation, molecular function: structural constituent of ribosome. Gene Ontology annotation, cellular component: ribosome; cytosolic small ribosomal subunit. The record is from RefSeq and is a predicted model, not a curated record. Gene Ontology annotation, biological process: translation; maturation of SSU-rRNA; ribosomal small subunit assembly. Lineage: Eukaryota; Fungi; Basidiomycota; Exobasidiomycetes; Exobasidiales; Cryptobasidiaceae.